Cinara cedri is the source of this 9185-nucleotide messenger RNA. The record is from the annotation of a GenBank genome assembly. Lineage: Eukaryota; Metazoa; Arthropoda; Insecta; Hemiptera; Aphididae.
AAUAAAAAAAUUAUCAUUACCUUGGUGCCUUUGCUGAGUUCUAUUUCUAAAACGUUCGGCCCCAAAGGCAGUAUAUGUUUCUUGCGUUUGACACAUAAUGUAACUGUAUGUCCCGCUCGUUUUAGUGCAUCUACUGCAGUGGAAUGAGGCACACCUACUACAGGUGUGUCAUUGACUCUGGUGAUAAUAUCGUUGACACACAGACGGCCGUCUCGAUAGGCCGUUCCGCCGGGUAUUAUUUUAGUGAUAAAUAUGGACGUGUCGUCGUCCGUUUGUGGAUUGUCUGUACCACCUGAAUUCACAGAGGGAAACACGAAAAGAAAAAACACAAGUAAAUAAAACUUAUACUAGGUCACAACAGCAUUGACAACAAACAAGGAAUGUGGAGAAACGUACCGGCUAUGCUGAAGCCUAAUCCGGAGUCACCUCUCUCCAAGGUGAUCUCGUCGGUGAUCCAUUCGGGUUUGGCGUUGCCGUUCAUCUGGGCGUCCAGACUGAACAGCGACGACACUUUUUUAAUCAUACCAUUCGUGGGUGAGUUGAUCGGCUUCUUUUUGGUGGACGCCGAUCGGUUGAGUUCUUUCAUAAUAAUAAUGUCGCCGCCCGUCGCCCAGACAUUCGCGUCGAGACUUUCGGCGGCCGUUGGCAGACUACUUGUCAGGGGGAUCGGUCGACGUCCGGGACACUAUUUUUGGAAAUCGCGCGCCGAGAACACGGUCACCGCCUACCGUCUAUAUGAUAUUAUUAUGAGAGAUAUAUCCAACCGCGGUUAGCGGACGCAAACGCUUUUUGGUCGCCGUGUGCGCACGUCCGCGUCUUCGAACAGUGGCGGCGCGGCGGCUGUUCCUACUCUGCUCGGCCGCAGACGCUUAUCGGCGGCGGGACAAGAAGGGCUUAUCGCGAGCGCGACGAUUUCGAACAAUAUUGUAAUAUUGUAAUAUUUCAGUCGCGACUGCUGCUGUUGUUGCUGCCGAUACCGCUGGAGUCCGCUGGAGACUGGGCGGUGACGAGACGGCUGUUGGACGGGUGGCGCGAGAAAAAACCGAAACGCGAAACUGUCGUACGAACAAAAAAAAAUAAAAUAAAAAAUAAACAAAUAUUUCGACGUUUUAUUUUAAUAAUUGUUUUUUUGCUAAUGAGUUUUAUUUAAUUUCAGGAAGGUUUUUUUUUUUUUUUUGUUAUUUUUGUUAUUCUUCUCAUUCGCCUCUCCAGCGGAAUGUUUCUUUUUAAUUAUCGUUUAGAAAAAAAAAAAAAAACAUCAUUUUAUUUACGUACCUACCUACGUACCAUACACACGCACUCACACGCACGCACAGUCGUCACUCGCGUAUACGCCGCACGGUGUACACGAAUUCCACGACCCAACGAAAACAAUUGGUGAUCCAGGGGUUACCAAAACGCGAGGAGAAUGCACCGACGUCCGCGUCCGGAUGCUACCUACAUGAUGGCAUAAUAUUAUUUAUAGUAACCGUAAAUAAUAUUCUAUAGUCGUACGUCACGACGCCAGCGCCGGAUUUUUGUACAACGGUCGCGGGUGCACGAAAGCGUAUUUUUUACACGCGUACGCGUCGCAACCGUUUACGUCGAAAUCGUUGUUCAAUAAUUGUGUUGUUGUCGACGCACGCGGACCCGCCCAGCACACUCGCCCCGCUACUACCGCGUUACGCGCUUUAUUUCGGUUUGCACCGCUUCGCGGGCCCCCGGGCUCUAGCCGCCACACCGUGAUUUUCGACGGUCUUUUAUCCGAAAUUGUACGCCCCGUACCGGUUUUCAAGACGAGAAAAAAACGGAAAAAAAAAAAUCCCGCCCCGGCCUAUACCAUAAUUAAACAGCUUGGUAUAUGUCCGGCAUUUCCCGCGGUUAAUCGCGCCGUACCGCUUUUCGGAGCCCGCGUCCGAAACGCCUUUAUCGGUCUUAUCACACCACUCUGUUAUCGGUCGUGCGUUUAACGUUUAUCUCGUCCGAUAAGCGGUGGCUAUACGAUAAAUAAAAAAAAAUAAUAAUAAUAAUAAUAAUAAUGUUUUAACGUUGCUUUAAUUAAUUUUUUCUUUCGAUUUUCCGUUGAUAAUUUUCCAGUUUUCCGUUCAUUGAUAUUCGGCAGUCGUCGGGUUCCGUCGUUUACGCUAGUGGACACAAUGCCCAGCUACGAAAUAUGUUUGCUGUUCAAAGCACUGCCGAAGGUGAAUAUUAUAUUAUUACCUACGUUUAGGCGACUAGAGUGGUUAAAUAUCGUGUUUAUUGCACUAGAAUGGACACCGAAUUUUCUCAAACGGAAAUGUAUAGUAGUGUCUACAGUAGAACCCAUAAUCAGAUUGUAAUUUCUGGGCAGUUGAAUAAUAAUGUAUGAUGGAUAUAAUUUUUAUUAUAUUAAAUUCCUAUUUGACUUGCCCAUUUAUACGAAAAUGUAUUGAUAAAAGGUUCAAAUAUAAAACGCAUCGCGCUAAUUUAACUCUUCUUACAAUUUUAUCAUUUAUUUAAUUGACACCUACUUACUAAUAUCUCAUUGAUAGUAGCUAAAUACUUGUAUUAUUUGUAUUAUUAUGCUGCUACAACAUGAAAAAUAUUGUUUAAUUGUAUUAAAAGCUUUUAAUAAAUCAAUUAUUUGAUACAAGAUGGUUGUUUUAAAAAAAAAAAUUAUUUAAUUUCCAUGCACCUAAGAGGUGUGUUAAUUAGUGAAUAUUUUUAUAUUUUCAUUAUAACAAGCAAUUAAUUAAUAGGUACAUUAACAAAAGCAAAAUGUAUAUUAAUAUUUAUUCAUUACAUAAUUACCUAUUUAAUUAAAUAUUAAUUUUAUCAUCACUUAACUAAUGAACUAUUUUUCCAUGAAAAGCCCAUGGUUAAAAAAUUCCAAAAAUAUUACACAUUAAAGGAAUGCUAAUUAAACGCAAAAGAAAAAUGGCAUGUAGAUAGCAAAUAUGAGAAUAUAAGAUAUCUAUGGAUAAAAUAGAUUCACUAAAAUAUCAGUAUAAAAAGCAUGGUAAAUGUAAAAAAAGUUAAUAGUUUAUUUAUUAGUCUUUAGUUAUAGUUAUAAAAAAAGAAAACUGUCAAGCUGAUUUUCAAAUUAUUUUAUACAAAAUUAUACUUUGGAAACUAAUUUUAAAAUCACAUUUAAACGUAUCAUUCAUAUCCUAUAUAAGUAAAACAACAUAAUAUACAAUUUUUGAACAAGUAUAAAUACCUAGUGCCACAGGCGACACUGGGCCUAAAGUUGUUUUACAAGUCUAAAAACUACUGAGAAUUAGUCGAUUUAAAUGUAUGUUUUUUUUAUAGAGGGCAAUAUGCCAUUGUAAGAAGAGUUAAAUUAGCGCGAUGCGUUUUAUAUUUGAACCUUUUAUCAAUACAUUUUCGUAUAAAUGGGCGAGUCAAAUAGAAAUUUAAUAUAAUAAAAAUUAUAUCCAUCAUACAUUAUUAUUCAACUGCCCAGAAAUUACAAUCUGAUUAUGGGUUCUACUGUAGACAUUACUAUAAAUUUCUGUUUGAGAAAAUUCGGUGUCCAUUCUAGUGCAAAAAACACGAUAUUUAACACGAUUGUAAACGUUUUUCCCUGCUAAUCUUUAUGCAACAUUGCCAUAUCAGUAUUGUGUAUCAAUUUGUCACUGAUCAUAGGAUAAUAAUAAUAAAUAAUUUUUAAAUUAUAAAAAUGUGUAUUAUUAAUUAAUUAAUUUUAUUUUUUAUUUUUUCGAUUUAUAUGUCCUUCACUGAGAGAACUAGGACCCAGGAAUUUUAAAUAACUUUACAAGUACAUAAAUUUGUCGUACGAGUUUUGAGAAACAGUUACAGCCACCCACCCCUAAUGCCGGCCUGAUUAUAGGUGAGGUUGAGAAUUUUAGGUAUCUAGAAAUUUGUGUACAAAAGAACAGUGGCUUUCAUGAGGAUGCAUAACAUAAGAUUAAGUGUGGUUGUAUAAAGUGAAGGAAAAUGGCAGGUGUUUUAUGUGUCAAGAGAAUUCUAAUGAGACUUAAAGUAAGUUCUACAAAAGUGUGGUGAGACUAUGUUAUAAGGUUCAGAAUGCAUGGUAAUAGACAGGAAAUUAAAACAGAGAAUGAGUGUAGCAGAGUAUGCUUAGAUGGAUGAUCAGUGACGAAAAAAGAUAGGAUAAGGGAUGAGUACUUAAGAAGUAGCUUAGUCGUUGAUUCAAUAGUAGACUAAAUGAUAAAAAAUAGAUUGAAAUGAAUUGAGUAUAUCUCGGGGAAUCUAGUGCAAUAAGAAUUGUAAUGAAAAUAAAUGUAAGUGAAAAGGGGUGAGAUUGAGAAUGAUAUAGCCAAUGUAUAUCAGUUGGGAGAUUAAGUCAAGUUUAGAAUGAGGGCGGUUGACCCUAAAUAGAAAUGAAGGUAAAGAAGAAGAUUGCAAAUUUCAAAUAAUAAUAAUACAUGCUUCAAUACGUGCAUACUAUAUUGUUCGUUGGUACUGUAAAAUUGCUUGUUGUAAGUUUUUUGAAAAUGUUUGAACGUUAUUAUAAAACCUUAUCACACUUAUUUUUACACAACAAAAUGUAAUUUUACAGUAAUAUUUGAGAUAUUAAUGUAGUAUAAGUCUCACCUAAAUAGGUUCAGUCAUUUUUGAGAUUAGUCAAGACAAACAUAUAAAGUCUUCAAUUUUAUUUACCUAUAUAAUAGUAUUAAUAUUAACUUUAAUAACAGAAAUUAAUUUCAAUUUCAUUUUUUAUAGCAACAUUAAAUAUGUACAAUGUAAAGAUAGUGUCUUAAUUAAAUCAAACAAUUAAAUCUAUUUACAUUGAUAAAUUCAAAAUAACAUUUAUAUUUGUUUCACAACUUGAAAACGCCUCACAAAUAAUCGUUUAAUUUUUAUGUAUAAAAUAUUUUACUUUAAUCCACUUUAAACUGUUCUCAAUCAAGUCCAAAUGGUCACAGUUUUGUAUCUUCCCAAGAAUAUUUUUUUCAGGGUACAAAUAUUUUAAAAUAAAAUAAAGAACAAGGGACAAUUUUUUAUUAAAGCAAAUAUUAUUAUUUUUAGAUAUUAUAUUAUUUUUAAUUUUUUAGUUCUUAAUAACAACUGAUCAAAAUAUCUAAUAAUCACAUUUUUGUAAUAAAAUUUAAUCCUUUACUUGAUACAAACUUAAAGUUUAUAACUUUAAGCAAAGUAAAGUUAAGAUUAAUAUAUGCAUUUAGCAUUGGGUUUUAUUUCACAAAUGAACACAUUCUUUACAUUUGAUAAUCUUAUUACUUACCUAGGUACUCUAAACUAAAAACCUAAAUCUGGUUUAAAUUUAUAUUGUAGGAUUCAAGCCGAGAUUCUUAAUAAUAUUUAUAAAUUCUUAACAUACUGACCACUGAGGCAAUGUAUUUGGUUUUGCUUAGAUUUCAUCGGAGUUAAAUAUUCUUUAAUAUUAUAUCAAUUAUCCAAAAUAAUAGCUAGAUAAUAAUUAAUACAAAUACAUUUUAGAGCAUUAUAUUAUAUAUACUAUAAAUAGUUAAGUAUCUUAUCGUAUAAUAUAUAUGUUACGGUGAAUGUUGAAAAUUUGAUAAUUUAACAUUUCUGUUCAGUAGAUUCAAUUUUGUGCUGUUAUUUUAAUCUUAGAAUGAAUUAGCAGAUUAUCAAGCUUAAGGUAUGAAUACUAACUAUUUUUUUAUAUUAGUUUUUCAAUAUUUUGAUGUUUAAGCAAAUAAAAGCAUAUGGAAUAUUACAAUUUAAAAAAAUUAAAAAAAAAAAAAAAUUAAGUACCUAUUUAAAAAAAAUAAAUCUAUGUACAAACACAGAAAAUGUUCUUACUUGUAAGUUUGAUGAUAAGCCAAUUCAAUAUAAUAUCAAACUAACAAACAAAAUUGGUUAUACUGAACAGAAAUUUGACUUAAUAAAGUUUUAAAUAUUAAUAUAGUAACAUAUAUUAAUUAUUAAAAAAACGACUUUUUAAUGUUACUUAAUACUAUUCAUUUAGUCUCUAAAAAUGUAAAUAUUUAUGCGAUAUUAUCAGAAUAUUUAUGAAUGGAAUUUUAUUUUGUUUUAUUUACUAAAUUAUAUAAUUUAUUAGUAUAUUGAAUAGUAUUACAUAUUAAACAAUUUAUAUUAGGCCUAAAUGUACAGGCUUUUCAAGAUAACUAAGUAAUAAUUAAAUAACUAUCUGAAUAAAUGUGAAUUUCUCCCAAUUAAAAUUUGUAGAAUAGACAUGUCUCCCCCCUCUUAUAUGUAAAAACAGUAAUGUUGAAAGUUUUUUUAUUUUUUUCAUUUUGACUUUUGGAUUUAUAAUAAUUAUAAAUCGAAAAAAAAAACUGUAAUAUGUUUAUAACAUAUACUGAAAAUAAUAUGUUAUACAAAUAAAAUAAAAAGCACUUAUUGUUUUUUAGCUUCAAUUAAAAGAAUGUUUAAAACGAACAGCAAAUCAAAUCUUUGAAUCUGGUGGUUUUAUACGGCGCAUUGACAAUUUGGGUACACAAUCUACUCCCUGGAAGAUAAAUUCGCAUGAUGCAAUAUACAAACAGGCGAGUUAUUUUAUUGUUGAAUUUGACGUACCCAGUUCAGCCUUAGUUUCAUUCAAUAACUAUUUAUCAAGGGACAUUGAUGUAAUUAAACGUACAAUAAUCAAAGUUCCUGAAAAUACUCCUCAACCAGCUUGCACGCUUCAUGAAGAGCUUAAACCCCCAGCAUACAGGUUGGUUAAAUUUUUUAAAUCAUUAUUAAAUAAAAAUAAUUAACAUGAUAUUGAUGUUUUCUUUUUAGGGCUGAAGUCAAAGAAAUGAUUGCUAUUGGAAAAAGAAAACGUGAACGAGAAGCAAGAAAGAAAGUACAAUUCAACACUGGUUUGGAUUAUAUGCCAUUCCAAAGAUAGAAUGAUGUUAAAACUGUUGAUUAACUAUUGUAAAUAAUGAAUUUAGAAGUAUUGUAGUAAUUAUAUUAAUAUAAUGUUAAAGUAAUACAAUAUUUUGUGUACAUAUGAAGUAUAUUAUAUUAUAAUAUUAGCUUAUAGGUCAAAAAAUAAUAGAGUAUACUAAUUUACAUUACACAACGAAAAAUGAAAACAGAAUUUUUAACAUUCAAAUAAACUUUAAAUAGCUAUAGUAAAAACACAAUAUAAACUAAAAUAUUUGUAAAAGAUAAACGGUGAAUUUAAUAAUUAAUUUAAAAUGUCUGUAUAAUUUAGGUUGGGAUGUAUGUUACCCAAGAUACCCGGAUAUUAACCUAGGCGAAUAUUAUUUAAUAUGCAGUUGUAACAAACAGAUCAAUGAACACACACGAGUAAUUAAUUUUCUCAUUGGAUUCAAAGACUAGCAUAAUAAUUUACAUAAUCGCCCAGAAUUAAUUGGUUAAAAUACAAUCCAAUGAUAAUUGUCUGAACGCAAUAUUGUUGAAUGAGACUAUCGUCAUAUAGUAAAUCUAAUUAUAUAGUGAUAUAAAUGUUAUACAGUUGUAAAAUCUUAAAAAUAUUUUGUUGCAAAUAGAAAAAAAGAGAAAAUCAUUAAGUCAGCGAUUUUUAUAGCGCUCAAAGUAUUUUACCUAUUUAAAAUUACUAAUCUUAAACUAGACUACAAUCUUGAAAUGACUAGGAAAAAAAAUGGCCAACAAUAAUUUGUUAUACCAUGUUAUAGUUACUUAAUAUUAAGGUAAUAAGGUAUUUAUUGCACAAACUUAAGAUUAGAUUUCCAUAAUUUUAAACAUUAAUUACUAUUAAGAAGAAUGAUUGAAUGUUUGAUCACAAUUAGGUUGCAAUAAUGGUGAAUGAAGUAGGAUUUGUCUAGAGUGUGAUUGACAAAUGUGCGAAAAACGUUUGUUUCAUCAUAUAAAAUCUGAAAAAAUUGAAAUGAGUCAACAUAUUUAACUGAUUAAUAGGUAUUAGGUAUAUUAUAUUAUAUUGUAUUAGGUUCUGUUAUAAUAGUGUAUAAGAUGAGAGCUCUGGGGAGUUGGGGAGAUUAUGUGGCUGAUAAUUACACAAUUGAAACUAUUUUUGAUUUUGGCGAUUGGAGAACGGGGGAUGAUAUAUAUAAAUUAAACUAUGAUAAUCAAGGUGAGACAACUUUACUAUAUACUGGUUCUAUUACUCAUAAAAAUGUGUCAUGUGGCUGGUCGUAUAUAUUUACCAAAAGAUUACCAUAUAUUAAAACAAAAAUUAUACAUACAUUAUGUAUCAAAACAAUAAUGUGCCCUGCCCAGGCCAUAUCUGGAAGGAGGGGUUUAGAGGUUCAAUUCACUCAACAUUUUUUAAAGUUUCAGUAUAUAGUAUAACUGUUGUAGAUUAUACUCUGUAGUUAUGAACAUAAUAGAUAAUUUAAUUUAAAACUUGUCUGAAAAUUUGGCAUAUAUCGGUUGUGUGUACCACUGUACCUUAGUUUAGUAGUAGUCUUAGUAUUAUACAAUAUAUAAAAAUAUGUUUAAAAUAUAAGCAGUGGUGUAGCUGGAUAAUAUUCAAGGGGGAGGGGCAAAAUAAUUUAUUUUAUUUUACAAUAAAAACCCUGGCCCCCUUUGGUUUAAAUAUAUUUUAGAUUCUGAAUGGAGCAAGGAAUGUGUUUAUUUUACAAUGAUGUUUAUUUUUUUUUCUGCGAACAACUUUUCAAUCAGAAACUUUGCUCCGAUUUUUAAGUGUAGUACUUUUUUUGAAAGGAAAAUUGACUGGAGUGGUACUUUGAGGUUGAUUUUGAUUUUCCCAGGGGUUUUCAUAAUAUAUUAGAUAUAAUUGAUAGCACACUCAAAAACCUGAUUAAGUUUUCUGGUAAAAAAGUUGUUUGUAGAAAAAAAUAUAAAAAGUAAAUAUCACUGUAUAACUAAUGCAUUCCUAAUUCAAAAAAAAAUAAUUGUUAUUAAAAAUUAAAAGUAUAAAUAAACAUACCUAUUAGAUAUGUAGCUUAAGGUAUUAAAAAAGAUUGUUUUUAAUUUUUAAUAAAAUUUGGGGCCCCUGAAAAGGAGUUAGCCCUGGGCCAAUAAUUUCAUUAAUCUAGCUCUGAAGUAUAUACUAGUUAAUUAAUAAAACAAUUUUGUAAGUAAUUUCAUAAAGUACCUAGUAAAAAAUAAUAUUUGCACUUAUUUUAUAAUUGGUGAAUAAAUCGUAUUCUUUUUUAACUAAAGAAUAUUCAAAGAUUUGUACUGUUGGAUUAUCAAAGGGGGGGGGGAACUCCCGCCAAAAUUAUGCCACUGAUCAGGUACUAUUUUUACAUAAUUUUAACCGACCGUCGCUGCCGUGACUCUCGUCGUCAGCUGAAUGCUGUCUGCUCGAUCUUGAAUUCUGUUUGGACAAAAAC